Molecule: messenger RNA, 1516 nt
Organism: Chenopodium quinoa (quinoa)
Lineage: Eukaryota; Viridiplantae; Streptophyta; Magnoliopsida; Caryophyllales; Amaranthaceae
Product: LOB domain-containing protein 40-like
Exons: 2
Coding region: 414-1268 (284 amino acids)
Biological process (GO): regulation of gene expression
Source: RefSeq, a predicted model, not a curated record
AUUUGGAAAUUGGAAAGUAUAAUUCAUCUCUUUCUUUGGAGAGUGACUCAAUUAAUAUGGUACCAAAUUCUAUUUUAUUUUAAUAGUAUGAAAAAUAUGACAAAAUAGGUUCAUCUCCCCUCUUCCCAUUUUCUGGAAACUUUUUAUUUAUAUAAAAAUAAUAAUAGCCCCCAAAAAGGCAAAAGACCACACUCCCUCUGUUUACCAGUUUUUGGGAAACAGCUGCGCCUCCUGAACCCAGCAACCACUUUUAUUAUUUUCUCUCUCCUAUUUCCUACAUUUCUAUUUUCCUCUUCUUCGUUCAUUUAUAUAUCUUCAUACAUUCUCCUCCCUUCCUUCCCCUCAAACCAACGCCUUCUUAACCUUAACCCAUACUCUCUUUUAAUUCUCUCUAUCUGAUAAGUUUCUUGAAAAUGCGGAUGAGUUGUAACGGAUGUCGAGUGCUACGGAAAGGUUGUAGCGAGGAUUGUAGCAUUAGACCUUGUCUUCAGUGGAUUAAGUCCCCUGAGUCUCAAGCUAAUGCCACCGUUUUUCUUGCUAAGUUUUAUGGUCGUGCUGGUCUCAUGAACCUCAUCAACGCUGGUCCUGACCACCUUCGCCCUGCAAUAUUCAGGUCAUUGUUAUACGAAGCAUGUGGUAGAAUGGUGAACCCGAUCUAUGGUUCGGUUGGGUUGCUGUGGUCAGGUCAAUGGCAGCUUUGUCAAGCAGCCAUUGAAGCCGUUUUAAAAGGCGCGCCGAUCACGCCGAUCCCUACUGAAGCCGCGUCUAACUCCCCGCCUAUCCAAGGGGCUUACGACAUCCGCCACGUGUCGAAAGAUGAGCACGCCCACUCCAACAACAGCUCGGCUGCGGCUGGGUUGCACCGAGUCAAGCCGACUCGGACUCGGUUCAAGCGUGUCGGCUCCAAGUCCAAGCCGGCUUCUAAAGCCGAGUCGGCUGCUGCAACCGCUCUUCAGGUGUUGGCGGCGGCUGAGUCAACUCGGCCUGACUCGUCCGAGUUGAACGGGUCAAGCACGAGCCAUGACUCCACCGUGAGCCACCCGGAUGAACCCGGGAGCACCACGCACACGAGCUUGGUAUCGACCGAUGUAACGGUCGAUGCUGCCGAGGUGGUGGUGGAGAGGGAGAACGGUGAUGAUGGUGAGGUGGAACUCGAGCUGACGCUCGGGUUCGGGUGUGACUCUGGUGUGAAGGCCGAGUCAAUGAGUCGGAAGGUUAAUAAUAAUGAUGAUCAAGUUGUAUGUGGAAUGGGAUUAGGACUUGUUUAAUUAAAGUUUAGAUUAGUGGUUUUUAGGAAAUAGUAUUUUCCCUUGUUAACAGUUUUGGGUUUUGAAUGUACAAAACAAAGUUGACUAUAUAUUAAAAAAAAAAAAAAAAUAGCUAGUCAGAGAUGGUACGUGUUAUAUACAAAGUACUUUUGAAAUGUAGUGUAUUUUGGGGAAUUUGUAUCCAAUGGAAGUUAGAUAAACAAAAUCCUUUGUUCUACAAUAAUGAAUUAACAAUUUCUUAAUUUUUA